UUUAAGAUCGAUCUUGAAAUCAAGCAGCAGCAGCAGCCAUGAGUAGAGGUGGGAGCUAUGGUGGUGGACAAAGUUCAUUGGGGUACUUGUUUGGCUCAGAUGAGCAACAAAGCCCACCUCCGCCAUCUAAGCCGAUAACACCCCCUUACGGCAUCGAUAGCUUGGACACCGUCACUGAAAAGCCUCCAAGUAUCCCUAACUCUGCUGAAAAAGAAAAGGCAGCAGUUUCCAAUAACUAUCACAGAGCUGAAGGCCAAAAUUCUGGGAACUUCUUAACUGAUCGUCCAACAACAAAAGUUAAUUCAGUUCCUGGUGGAGAUUCCUCACUUGGGUACUUGUUUGGAGACAAGUGAAAAACUUCUGAAUUUUUCUCACCUUCUCUACCUACAUAUAUUUUAAUGGCUAGAUUAUGUGGGUUUUGGACAAAACAAAAAAUAAGAGGGGUUCAUCAGUCCCUUAAGUGUGAGAUUUGCAAGGUAGGUGCCAUUUUUUUCAUUUUGUUUUCUUUUUUUCUUUGGGGGGGAUGGGAAGACGAGGAUCGAUCUAUCGAUCAAGAACUGGGUGUGAUGAUAAACUCUCAAUCCUGGCAUCUAUGUGAGCUUCCAAAUUCGUAGAUACAAGAUUAGGUUAUAGCCUGCUAUAUUUGAGUAUCCUAAGUUUGUCAUAUAAAUAAAUCUAUUUUGAGCUUAUUUUGGUGUUU
Prunus avium (sweet cherry) is the source of this 700-nucleotide messenger RNA. Its product is annotated as protein SPIRAL1-like 5. Gene Ontology annotation, cellular component: cortical microtubule, transverse to long axis. Lineage: Eukaryota; Viridiplantae; Streptophyta; Magnoliopsida; Rosales; Rosaceae. Gene Ontology annotation, biological process: cortical microtubule organization. The record is from RefSeq and is a predicted model, not a curated record.